Molecule: messenger RNA, 1306 nt
Organism: Lingula anatina
Lineage: Eukaryota; Metazoa; Brachiopoda; Lingulata; Lingulida; Lingulidae
Product: tRNA ligase complex-associated NAD(P)H dehydrogenase PYROXD1
Molecular function (GO): oxidoreductase activity
Source: RefSeq, a predicted model, not a curated record
UUUUCAAAUACUUAUACAGUAUUUAUUGGCCCCUGUGAUAAUAUUGUAAACAUGGAACAUGCAGCAGUCGACUAGUUAAAUAACUUACACACUGCGACAUUGAGAGUAUCAACUAUAUUGACUGUCACCACCAACAUCAAGAUAUCAGAGUGAACAUGAGUAUCUGACAACAUAAGCCAGGAAGAGAAUGUCUGGUGAACAGCUUCAGUGUGAAUAUUAUCCAUUCAUAGUUGUGGGUGGUGGUAUUGCAGGUGUAACAUGUGCAGAAACGCUUUCACUGCUUUGUCCAGAAGAGAAAAUCCUGCUUAUAAGUGCCUCCCCUCUCAUUAAAGCAGUGUCAAAUCUAAGACAGUAUGGCAGGACACUGCAGCAGUUUGAUGUGGUGGAAAAACCGUUGUCUGUGUUACAGUUGGAUUGUCCAAACAUCCAUGUUCUAAACACUGCUGUUAAAGAAAUGGACCAAGAAGAACAUAAAUUGCUUACAGUGGAUGAAAAAUGGUAUAGAUAUGGGAAACUCUGCAUAUGUACUGGAGGAAAACCAAAGGUAUUGAUGGAAGGGAACAAACAUGUACUUGGAAUCAGAGAUACAGAAAGUGUACAGGAGUUUCAGGAAAGACUUUCUAGUGCAAGAAGGGUUGUUAUUGUUGGAAAUGGUGGAAUUGCUACAGAACUUGUAUACCACAUUAAAAAUUGUGAGGUGGUAUGGGCCAUCAAGGAUGCUUCUAUUACCAAGACCUUUGUAGAUGCAGGAGCUGCUGAGUUCUUUCUCUCUAGUUUAUCCUCUUCAGCAGAAAUGAAAGAUGAAGGUGUUUCCAAAAGAAUGAAGUACACAUUGGAAAAGCCCAUGAUCUCUCGACUGACCCCAGACCUGUUAGGAGGUGCCUUGGGUCCAGACUGGACUGAAGGCAGGGAAAUGCAGGGUCAAUAUGGGGAGGGCCGCAGCAUACAUGUAGAAUAUAAAGUUGAAGUAUCUAGGCUGUUAAGUCAAGAAGAGAUGAAGUCAAGUGGAAAGCAAGCCAAAAAAUUCCCCAAAAAUGAUGAGACAGGUUUAAGUGGUGAAGCUUCGUGGCCCAUAUAUGUGGAACUAACAAAUGGUCAUAUUUACGGCUGUGAUUUUGUGGUCAGUGCUACUGGCGUUAUACCAAAUGUAUACCCCUUCAACAAAAACAAACAGUUUGUUAUUUCCUCCGAUGGUGGUCUCUCAGUCAAUGACCAUAUGAUGACCUGUGUGCAGGAUGUGUAUGCAGCAGGCGAUGUGUGCAGUGCAUCAUGGGAACCUGCACUUCAUUGGCUACAGGUGAGAUAA